Messenger RNA from Cucumis sativus (cucumber), 1207 nucleotides. RefSeq lists its product as hypothetical. The transcript has 3 exons. The coding region runs from base 335 to 1021 and encodes 228 amino acids. NCBI's taxonomy places the organism in Eukaryota, Viridiplantae, Streptophyta, Magnoliopsida, Cucurbitales, Cucurbitaceae. The record is from RefSeq and is a predicted model, not a curated record. Gene Ontology annotation, molecular function: zinc ion binding.
AAUAAUCGGAAAAAGCUGCAAAUUCUGUCUCUCACGCAUCCCUUUCCUCUUUUGCGUCUUCUUCAAUAAUCACUGUUCUUGUCACGCUUUUUUCUUUUAAUUUCCAAUUUCCUUUUCUCUUUGAACAACCACAAUCGAUACUGACACGCCGAAAAAGAGUUUCACUUUGUGUCUGUAUUUGUUUGUUAGAGACGAACUUGAUAUUAUCAUCUUUGAUAAAGAGAGAGAAUCAAGAAAUCAACAAACAGACAAAAGCCCAUAACCCCACGUUUGCCCUCUCUUUCUUUCUCUUGAUUCCAAGUCGAAUGCCAUUUCUCCAUCUGGGUUUCACAGUAUGUCGGCGGUUGAAGCUCCCCGUGGUGAUUCCGACCCUGCAAAUCCGAGCUCCUUGCCAUUUCGCGAUGCUCGUUCAGCUGCUGGAAGCUGCAGCGACAUGUCAGUACUUGAUGAUUCUGAUGACCAGUCGUGGCACUCGGUUUUUGACUCCACAGCCUGGGGAUCUCACGGCGAGGGUCAAUUUUCCGGUGAGAUAGAGGGCGUUCCGGACGCCGAAAUGGGUCAUUUCAUCUCGGAAAGCUCGUCGGAGGUGGAUUUGGAGAGCGGGGAUUUGGAGGUGAAGGUGCAUUUGGGGAAGAUCGAAAGGGACUGCAGAAUUUGUCAUUUGGAGCUGGAAAGCAGUGGAGGAAGAGAUAAUUCUGAUACUCCAAUUCAGCUUGGUUGUUGCUGUCGAGGUGAUUUGGGUACUGCCCACAAGCAAUGUGCUGAGACUUGGUUCAAAAUCAAGGGAAACACUAUUUGCGAGAUAUGUGGGGCAACUGCACAAAACGUGGCAAGUCAACAAAUAAACGAACCGAGCAAUGCAGUUGCGACUGCAGUAGCAUCCUCAGCUCUGACAGCACCCCUGACUCUAGUCGAGACUCGAACAAUCUUUCACGGUCGACGCAUUAUGAACUUUCUGCUUGCUUGCAUGCUCCUUGCAUUUGCAAUGUCCUGGCUUUUUCAUUUCAAGUUAAUGUCAUAGACUUAGGAAGAAGGAAGAAAAUUAAUGAAGAAAGGAAAAUGUAGAGGCAAUUUGGGUUCUUCAGGCCUUUGUAUAUAUAUUUACACUUUCAGUUUGAUUAGUUAAUUUUGAAGGGGUUGGUUUAUUUAGGCAUUUCUCAAUUGUAGUGUAGUGAAUGGCUAAUGAAUAGGGUUCAGUAAAUAGAAA